AUGGGCGGGGGGAACGAGAGCCUCCCUGGCACCUUCGUCCUGCUGGGCUUCUCAGAUCACCCCGGGCUGGAGAUGCCCCUCUUUGGCGCGGUCCUGGUCUCCUACAUCUUCACCCUGGUGGGCAACGGCUCCAUUAUCCUCCUCUCCCUGGUGGAUCCCAGACUCCAGACGCCCAUGUACUUCUUCCUGGACAACCUCUCGGUGCUGGACCUCUGUGUCACCUGCACUGUCGUGCCCCAGCUGCUGGCCAACCUCUGGGGCCCGGAGAAGACCAUCGCGGCCUGGGGUUGCGUCGUGCAGGCCUACCUCUUCCACUGGACCGGCUGCACCGAGUGCGCUCUGCUGGCCGUGAUGGCCUUCGACCGGUACGUGGCUGUGUGCCAGCCCCUGCACUACAGCCUCAUCAUGCGGCCCCGGGUGUGCGUGCAGCUGGCGGCUGCGGCCUGGUGCAGCGGCCUGGCCAACUCCCUGCUGCAGGCUACGCUCACCCUGCAGCUCCCGCGCUGCGGUCACCGCAGGCUCGACCACUUCUUCUGUGAGGUGCCCGUCCUUAUCAAGCUGGCCUGCGGCGACACCAGCACCAGUGACCUGUCCCUCGUCGUGGGGGCCAUCCCCUUUGUCCUGGCGGCCCCCCUGAUGGUGCUCGUGUCCUACACGCUCAUCGCCAGGGCCGUGCUGCGGUUGCCUUCGGCCGCGGGGCGCCUCAAGGCGCUCAGCACCUGCAGCUCGCACCUGGCCGUGGUGCUCCUGUACUUCGGGCCGGCCAUCUACAUGUACCUCCAGCCCCCCGCCAGCAGCACCCAGGCCAAGUUCAUGUCCUUCCUGUACUGCCUCAUCACCCCGCUGCUCAACCCCCUCAUCUACACGCUGCGCAACAAGGAUGUGAAGGCGGCCUGGAAGCGGGUCCUGCAGCCCCUGGGGAGGUGA
This is a messenger RNA of Sorex araneus (European shrew), 927 nucleotides long. Its product is annotated as olfactory receptor 2G3-like. Gene Ontology annotation, biological process: G protein-coupled receptor signaling pathway. NCBI's taxonomy places the organism in Eukaryota, Metazoa, Chordata, Mammalia, Eulipotyphla, Soricidae. Gene Ontology annotation, cellular component: membrane. The transcript has a single exon. Gene Ontology annotation, molecular function: G protein-coupled receptor activity; olfactory receptor activity. The coding region runs from base 1 to 927 and encodes 308 amino acids. The record is from RefSeq and is a predicted model, not a curated record.